Penicillium roqueforti is the source of this 1017-nucleotide messenger RNA. RefSeq names its product TBP-associated factor 8 family protein. The record is from RefSeq and is a predicted model, not a curated record. Lineage: Eukaryota; Fungi; Ascomycota; Eurotiomycetes; Eurotiales; Aspergillaceae. Gene Ontology annotation, biological process: transcription initiation at RNA polymerase II promoter. The transcript is spliced from 2 exons. Bases 1 to 1017 code for a protein of 338 amino acids. Gene Ontology annotation, molecular function: protein heterodimerization activity. Gene Ontology annotation, cellular component: transcription factor TFIID complex.
AUGGCGACAUCGGGCGCCCAUAUUAAAAGACCUGCUUCAUCAUUCGAUGAGAACCAUGCGAAGCGGAUAAAGCGUCAUUGCCAUCACCACCAUCGUUUACAAGAGCCCGUGAUUCUCCCAUCCAUGUCCGAGCCAGUCGUGCAAGAUGACACCCAACUGGACCAAUUAAUGAAUCGGGCAGUCGGCCAGACUUUGAAGGAUUCGGGGUUUGAGUUAGCCGAUCCAGCUGCGCUGUCAAGUCUCUGUAGUGCUACUGAAGAGUAUAUGCUCCGACUCUCUACAUUCAUCCGUCAGUCCAUGCUAUCUGCGCGACGUAUCCAACCAAUUCCGCACGAUUUCGACCACGCUCUGAAGCGUAUCCGCCUCAAUCCCGAUGAUCUUCUCCCUCAUCUCAAAACGCCCUUAGACCAACCCAAGCCGACAUUACUACCAUCUCCCCCACCAGAGAAUGAAAUAUCCAAAUCUCUCCCAUUCCUCACGUCUCUAAGCAGUGAAGACGACCGCGCAAGUCGUCCCUAUAUCCCCAAACACUUCCCGAGCUUCCCUAGCAAACACACCUACUCUGCCACCGCAGUUUUCAUCGGACGAGACAACGACCCGCGCAAAAUUAGGGAACGCGCUGCAGAGGAUGGACGGCAUGGCGAGGAAGCUUUGCGCAAAUUAGCGGGCGCGGCAUUCCGCGACAACCAGACGGGUUCGACUGGCCGCGAUAAGAAACUCUGGGGUCGGAGAAUGGACAGCAUGGAAAGCAUGUUCGAAAAGACGAUCAAGGGACUAUCCAAAAAGCACAGCAAGGACUCCCACGGCACAAUCACCAGCUCAACUAUGGAUAUUGCCUCGGGACACCCGGCGGAUGCCGACACCAAGCCCCGGCUCAACAUCUCAGAGCUGGGCCCCAUUGUCAACUGUGAGCGAGAUCUCUGGCGCCAGACAAGCUCGAAUACACAGCGAAGAGAGGAUAAGACUCCAAAGCCUCUAGCAAGUGUCGAGCCGGCGGAUCUCAUGAUUGACCUGUAA